Messenger RNA from Aphis gossypii (cotton aphid), 643 nucleotides. RefSeq names its product cytochrome c oxidase subunit 6A2, mitochondrial-like. The record is from RefSeq and is a predicted model, not a curated record. Bases 134 to 490 code for a protein of 118 amino acids. Gene Ontology annotation, biological process: mitochondrial electron transport, cytochrome c to oxygen. Gene Ontology annotation, cellular component: mitochondrial inner membrane. NCBI's taxonomy places the organism in Eukaryota, Metazoa, Arthropoda, Insecta, Hemiptera, Aphididae. Gene Ontology annotation, molecular function: enzyme regulator activity. The transcript has 3 exons.
AUUCCUGCUCUCUGUAGCUUGUCGCUUGGAUAAGUGUAUAAAACUAAAUUCCACAUUCGAAAAUUUUUUUACGAGCGGUUGUGACUGCGUUGAACGUGUAUUCCAUUGUUCAUUUUUAAACAAGAACGAUAAAAUGUCGUUUAGGGUGUUUUCCCGGAAGUUUUCUGCUGGCAAGCAAUUACGCGCCAUUAUGGACGAGCAGUUCACUCCCGACAAACUCAAGGCCUACGAAAAACCCGAAGUCGUCCAAGGUUUGGAAUUAUGGAAGAAAGUGACCUAUUUUAUUGGUUUACCAGGAUGCUUGUUGGCAAGUAUUUACUGCAUCAAUGGACAUUUGGAACAUGAAAAACACACAUCGCGACCAGAAUUUAUUCCGUAUGAACAUUUGCGCAUUAGAACUCGGCGAUUCCCAUGGGGCAACGGAGACCAGACUUUGUUCCAUAAUCCGAAAUUGAAUGCUACCUCUCAUGGUUACGAACAAGAUGAAUAAACAUGGAAAUACAAUGUUUUAUUUAUCUGUAGUUAUAUUAUAAUACCAAUUUAAUAAAGUAUAUUAUACUGGUUUUGUUAAACAAUAAGUCGCUCCACAAACCAAUUAAGUAUAUCUAAUAAUAAAUAAAUGAGACCUUUUUGUAGACUUAAA